AUGCCUUCUCCCGAUGGAGGCGGCGGGACUCCCCGCUGGGUGAGGGGUUCAGGGGGGAUCCGGCUCAGCCCGAGGCUCGCAGGCUGCGCUGGGAGUUGCGGGAGGUUGGAGCUGUUGCUCCUGCUAACUUCUUGCUUGGCUCUGGCUCUGGCUCCGGCUCCAGCAGCCAGCCAGCUGCACUACUCGGUGCCCGAGGAACUGGAGCACGGAGCCUUCGUGGCCAACAUUGCCGAGGAUCUGGGGCUGGAUGUGGCUAAGCUGUCGGCCAGGCGGUUUCGUAUUGUGUCCCGGGCGGGCAGCAAGCAGCACUUGGAGGUGAACCUGGAGAACGGGAUCCUCUUUGUCAACGAGAAGAUCGAUCGCGAGGAGGUGUGCGAGGCCAGCGGGGCCUGCCUCUUGCACCUGCAGCUGGUCAUCGAGAGCCCGCUGGAGCUGUACCGCAUCGAGGUGGAGGUGCUGGACAUCAACGACAACGCGCCCAGCUUCCCCUGGCAAGAGUAUGUGCUAGAGGUGACGGAGUCGGCGCUGCCCGGUGCCCGCUUCCCCCUGGAGAGCGCGCAGGACCCGGACGUGGGCACCAACUCCCUGCGCACUUACCGGCUCAGCCCCAACGGUUUCUUCUCGCUGGAGGUGCAGACCCGCAGCGAUGGCAGCAAGUUCGCCGAGCUGGUGCUGGAGAGAAGCCUGGAUCGCGAGCAGCAGCGCAGCCACCGGGUCUUGCUGACAGCUUUGGAUGGCGGCAUCCCCGAGCGCUCCGGCACGGCUAGGGUCGUGGUCACGGUGCUGGACGCCAACGACAACGUGCCCGUCUUCGAUCAAUCCUCCUACACGGUGAGUCUUCCGGAAGACGCGCCCAAGGGGACUCUGGUCAUCAGGCUGAACGCCACCGACUUGGACGAGGGAACCAACGGCGAGGUGGAGUACUCGUUCAGCGGGCACGCUCCGCCGAGGGUCCGAGAGCUCUUCAGCGUGGAGCCCCGCAGCGGGCAGGUGCGCCUGAAGGGUCAGCUGGACUAUGAGCGAGCCAACCUGCACGAGCUGUACGUGCAGGCCAAGGACCGCGGCCCCUCUGCCGUCGCGGUCCAUUGUCGGGUCUUGGUGCAUCUCGUGGAUGUCAAUGACAACGCGCCGGAGGUGACCCUCACCUCUGUCUCCACGCCCGUCCUGGAGGACGCGCCUCCGGGCACCGUCAUCGCCGUGAUCAGCGUGCUGGACAGAGACUCCGGGGACAACGGCAAGGUGAGCUGCGAGAUCCCUCUGGACGUGCCCUUCCAGCUGCAGUCCUCCUUCCACAACUACUACACCCUGGUGACUACCGACACCCUGGACCGCGAGGCUGUGCCUGAGUACAACAUCAGCAUCACGGCUCGAGAUCGGGGCAGCCCAGCGCUGGCCACCAGGAAGACGCUGACCGUCCAUGUGUCGGACAUCAACGACAACGCUCCGCGCUUCCUGCAGCCCUCUUACAGCGUCUACGUGAUGGAGAACAACGCGCCCGGGGCGUCCAUUUGCUCGGUCAGCGCCCUGGACCCGGACUGCAAGCAGAACUCCUACUUGUCCUACUCCAUCGCCGACGGGCAGAUCCAGGGCAUGCCCGUGGCCACCUACGUCUCCAUCAACUCGGACAGCGGGCACAUGUACGCGCUGCGCUCGCUGGACUACGAGCAGAUCCGCAACUUCCAGAUCCAAGUGCUGGCUCAGGACGCCGGCUUCCCUCCGCUCAGCAGCAAUGUCACCGUCCACGUCUUCGUGCUGGACCAGAACGACAACGCGCCGGUCAUCGUGGCGCCCGUGCCCCGCAAUGGCUCGCUGGCCGUGGAGGUGGUGCCCCGCUCGGCAGACCCGGGCUACCUGGUGGGGAAGGUCUCCGCCGUCGAUGCGGACGCCGGCCAGAACUCGCGGCUCUCCUACCAGAUUGUGCAGGCGACGGACAGCAGCCUCUUCAGCGUGGCCCUGUACACCGGCGAGAUCCGCACCAUCCGCGCCUUCCUGGAGAAGGACGCGCCCAGGCACCGCCUUCUGGUACAGGUGCGCGACAACGGGCAGCCGCCGCUCUCGGCCUCGGUGUCGCUGCUCCUCUCCGUGGUGGACAGCGUGCCCGAGGUGCUGUCGGACUUCAGCGAGUUCCCGCUGGGGCCCGAGUCCGCCUCUUCCACGCUAACCCUCUACCUGAUUGUGUCCCUGGGCUCGGUCUCCUUCACCUUCCUGGUAGCCAUCGUCAUCCUCACGGCCGUCAAGUGCCACAAGGACCGGCUCACCCUGCAGGACUACAGCUGCUCGCUCCCGCCUUGCGGAGGCGGCGGAGGCGGCGGCAGCUGCUGCUCCUGCGACCCUUCGGGGCCCCCGACGGACAUCUUCAAGAACUCCAACCACAUCCACAACUCCCAGGGCCCGUCGGGCAACAAAGGGGCCACCAACUGUGGGGAGGGCGCGGCUGUGGGGGGCCCUCCUGGCUAUUGCUACAAGGUCUGCCUCACCCCAGAGUCUGCCAAGAGCGACUUCAUGUUCCUGAAGCCCUAUAGCCCGGGCCCUCCCAGGAACAACGAGAAAGUCCCGGACAACUUGCCACCAGCUCCGGGAAAGACGCCCCGCUUGGCCAAUAAUUCUCUGCAGCCCUCCAGCCAGGUGAAACAACCCAAUACAGACUGGCUGCCAUCUAAGCAAUCAACAUUGAAGAGUUCACAGAGCCUAGAGGAUGUAGGGGGAGUUCGUCGAGGAAUCCAGAAGGAACACGACAGGUUGCGCACUUUGGUCACUCCAGUCUCUGAGCUCCAGAAGGCACCUGGUGCCUCAAACAGCGUCUGGACACCUCGGUAUGCUCCUGUGUACUCACAGCACAUGUCCCCUUUGGAUUACCAACACAACGUGUAUAUUCCGGGGACCCCUACUAUGCCUGCCAAUAAGGAUGGGCCUCUGUUUCUGGAUCAGGAAGCCAAAAACAGCUUCUCUACGUUUGGAAAGAGGAAGAAAAUGACCACAUAUUGUGAUAUACAUGACAACAUGGUUAUUAACAAUAACUUGAAAUAA
This is a messenger RNA of Zootoca vivipara (common lizard), 3027 nucleotides long. Lineage: Eukaryota; Metazoa; Chordata; Lepidosauria; Squamata; Lacertidae. The record is from RefSeq and is a predicted model, not a curated record.